Molecule: messenger RNA, 1683 nt
Organism: Heterobasidion irregulare TC 32-1
Lineage: Eukaryota; Fungi; Basidiomycota; Agaricomycetes; Russulales; Bondarzewiaceae
Gene: lcc7
Product: laccase
Exons: 17
Coding region: 1-1683 (560 amino acids)
Molecular function (GO): oxidoreductase activity; copper ion binding
Source: RefSeq, a predicted model, not a curated record
AUGUUUCGUCUCCAACGGUUUGUCGUCCUCGCUAGCUUAUUGGCUUCCGGCGCGCUUGCGCUCUCCUCGCAGGGGCCCACUGCCCCCCUGCAAAUCGUGAACAAGGAGAUCGCUCCCGAUGGCUACCAGCGCAACACGGUCCUUGCGAAUGGCGAAUACCCAGCCCCUUUGAUCAAGGCAACCAAGGCAAGCCAUCGCUCAUUCGAAGAUAUUAGGGAUGCCAUGAAAAAUUCUAUCAUACCAGGGCGACCAUUUCCAAAUCAACGUGACCAACUCACUGACCGACUCCACCGGAAUGGAGACGGCUACCUCGAUUCACUGGCACGGUCUAUCUCAACAUGGGACCAACUGGGCCGAUGGCGUUUCCUUCGUCACCCAGGACAGGCUGGCACCUGGUGGUACCAUUCUCACUUGUCCGCCCAAUAUUGUGACGGCUUGAGGGGGCCUCUUGUCAUCUACGAUCCUAAAGACCCUCACGCCGACCUCUACGACGUGGACGAUGGUUUGCCUUCGAUUCUGCUUCGCGAGCGUUUCACUGAGUUGUUUUAUGGCACGUUAGACACCACCGUCAUCACAUUGGGAGACUGGUACCACUACCUGUCCAAAGACGCUCCGCCAGCCCCGCAGGCGAGUUCGAUUUUGAUCAAUGGUCUCGGUCGUUACAAAAUGGGGCCAACUGGCGCCGAUGCACCGUUGGCUGUGGUGGGAGUGGAGCAAGGGAAACGCUAUCGCUUCCGACUUGUGUCCAUUUCUUGCGAUGUCGGGGUCGAUUUCUCGAUCGACCAGCACAAGAUGACUAUCAUUGAAGCCGAUGGAAGUAACACCGAGCCACUAGAUGUGGAUUCGGUUACCAUCCUUACCGGUCAACGCUACUCCGUCGUGGUCGCCGCGAAUCAGCCUGUUGACAAUUACUGGAUCCGUGCGCAGCCCGCGUCUACUGCUAUCCAAGGAUUUGACGGUGGUCGGAACUCGGCCAUCCUUCGGUACCGUGGUGCCCCUAGCACGGAUCCUAAUACGACGUUUGUGGAUGCCACUUCGCCUAUGGUCGAGACCAACCUCCACGCGCUCGAUAAUCCCUCUGCUCCUGGACAACAUGUUCCAGGAGGUGCAGAUAUCAACUACACAUUGGAUGUGUCAUUUAGCGGCGGCUCUUUCACGGUGAAUGGGACAAGCUUCGAGGCCCCUUCUGUUCCAGUCCUGCUCCAGAUCAUGAGUGGUGCGAAGCAACCUUCGGACCUUCUUCCUAAGGGUAGCAUCUAUGGCCUGGAGCCCAACAAGUCUGUCGAACUUGUCAUCCCCGGAGGUGUUCUCGGUGGUCCGCAUCCCGUCCAUCUCCACGGUCAUUCGUUCUCGGUCGUGCGUAGUGCCGGCAGCGACAGUUACAACUGGGACAACCCCGUCCGCCGUGAUGUCGUCAGCAUCGGCUCCCAGGACACUGACCGUACCACGAUUCGGUUCUUCACCGACAAUACCGGCCCGUGGUUCCUUCACUGCCACAUCGACUGGCAUCUCACUGCUGGUUUUGCGGUCGUCUUUGCUGAGGAUGUUGCGGACACAGCCAGCGUCAGCCCAACUCCUGCUCAUUUCGUGACAGAUUCUUGGAAUGACCUCUGUCCUGCUUACAACGCUGCGGAAAACAAGGCCAAGACCAACACGGCCCCGAAGAAGCUUACGCUCUCUUGA